Molecule: messenger RNA, 1275 nt
Organism: Ostreobium quekettii
Lineage: Eukaryota; Viridiplantae; Chlorophyta; Ulvophyceae; Bryopsidales; Ostreobiaceae
Source: the annotation of a GenBank genome assembly
AUGACAAAUGUAAUCAAAGGAUUUGAGCACCGCGAAACCAAGCGAAGAAGCCAAAAAAAGCGAAGAAACCAAAAAAACGAAAAGCAAAACAAGCGACGCAAAACCACACAGCCCCCGCAAGUCCGCCCAAACCCCGGACCGCCCUCGGCACCCCGCCACCACCGCCGCGCGACGGCCCCCAUGCUACCCAUACGCGGCCUCUGGGCCCGCGGGCCCCCCCCGGCCCCCCGGGCCCUCCUGCGAUCCCCCCAUUCCCUCCACUCCGCCCCCGCCGAAGCGAGCCCCUUCCCCUGCCUGACCGAGGCCGACGCCCUCGAGCGACUCCGAUCCUCCGCCGCCCGCCUUCCGGAAUCUUCAUCCCCGCUGGCAUUUUUCUCGUCCGUGAUCGGCGGCGUGGUUACCGACGGGCAUUUGAUGGCGGCGCCCAUUGAUGACCAUUUGGUGCACCGGGGCCACGGGGUGUUCGACACGGCGACGGUGUGGGGAGGGCGGGCGUACAUGCUGGAGCAGCACCUGGCCCGACUGGCGGCAUCGGCGCGGGGCGCGGAGAUCGACUUCGAGGGGAAAGGCUGGCCCAAGUCGCGGCUCAAGGCCGCCAUCCUCUCCACCAUCCGCGCGGCGGGCCGCUCGAAUCAAUUGGUGCGGUUCUGGCUGGGCGCGGGCCGCGGUGGCUUCUCCAUAUCCUCCUCUGAGUGCCUCGAGCCGUCGUUCUACUGCGUCGCCAAGCCCUACGAGGUGCUGCCGCAGGCGGCGUACGACAAGGGGCUGGCCAUUGUGACGUCCAGCGUGCCCAUGAAGCCAAAGAUGUUCGCCAACAUCAAGACGACCAACUACCUGCCCAACGCCCUGGUGACCUUGCAGGCUGAGCGCGCGGGCGCUUGGAGCGGCGUCUGGGUGACAGACGCUGGCAACAUCGCCGAGCUGCCCACCCUCAACAUCGGCUUCUCCUUCGCGCCCGACGCCCUCACCUUCCCCAAAUUCACCUCCACCCUGGCGGGCCUCACCGCCAGCAGGACGCUGCACCUGGCGGCUGCCCACCUGGGCAUGCGCAUCGAGCAGAGGGACGUGUCCUUACAAGAGGCCAAGGGGGCGAGGGAGGCUUUUGCAGUCGGGGGCCCCCUGACGACUGUGCCAAUUGUGGAGUGGGAUGGGGAGAGGGUAGGGGACGGUGGGGUGGGGCCGGUGGCCAGGCGGCUGCGGGAGGCGCAGCUGAAGGACCUGGAGGACGGCUGGGGGGAGGAAGGCGUGCUGGAGGAGGUGGGGGGACUGGGGUAG